Molecule: messenger RNA, 1755 nt
Organism: Actinia tenebrosa (Australian red waratah sea anemone)
Lineage: Eukaryota; Metazoa; Cnidaria; Anthozoa; Actiniaria; Actiniidae
Product: integrin alpha-X
Source: RefSeq, a predicted model, not a curated record
AGCUAUAGUUGCAGUCAGUACAGGAUUUGUCGCAGCCGUGAAAAGAGAUUCAGAAUUUGUACGAUCAAUACUGCCAUGUGGAAAUUUCUUUGUGUAGUUCUGAUGGUGCUGGUGUCUCAGGGGACGAAUGCGAAGGUCUUCUGGGAGACAGAGGAGAUCGCAGAAAACUAUUUGCAGAGAGUUCCACCCAUUAAAGCCACUGCAGAGAAGAUGAUGAGGUACCUCUUUGGGCGCACAACCUCGCAUAUUGUAAAGCGCUCAGCCCCAAGACCUGACGAUGUGUUGAUUGUCAUCGACUCCUCCAAAUCUAUUCCAGAGUCGAACUUUACUCGGUGUCUCUACGCCCUGCAGGGGAUGAUAGAACGCUUCAAGCCUGACGCUCGUUUUGCUUCCAUUCUUUUCUCUACCAAAGCCGAAGUCAUGUUCAAAUUUCUACCGGCUAAAAAGGCAAUGGAAAAGUUGUUGACGAUUCGCUACAACGGCGGGUUCACCAACACCCAAGACGCUCUCAAGAAAUCCGGAAGGCUUUUUGUGAGCAGGACCUCGGGCGGUAGACGCAACGCAUACAAGAAGAUGUUCAUCUUAACAGACGGCCAGUCCAACAUCAAGAAAGAAAGGACAUUGUACCUAGCAUAUGUUCUGAAGGAGCUUGGGAUCGAGAUCUACGUCAUGGCUGUGGGAGAACGCAUCGAAGGGAUCAAUGAACUCGGAAUGCUGGCGACCUCGACAGACAAGCACUUGUACCGUGUUGGAGAGAUGGACCAGUUUAUGCAAGUGGUGCAGGAGAUACCGAAGGAUCCCUACUAUGAAAAGAAUGAUGGUAUCUGAAGUGCAUGUAGAAGCCUAACAAAAUAACCUACAUUUUAUAUAUCUUCAGAAGUAGCCUAUCGCAUGAAAGGAAAGCUCUAGUUGUAUUACUUUAUCAUUUCACAAUUGAAGUCACUCGACUUAGACAUUUUGUUGUUCCAUUGCAAUUUGAUUAUAGUCGACUUUUAAUUUUUUUUUCACUAUUCAACGCUUAUAGACAGUAGCAUGGAGUACUAAGUCAAAAUCAAGUCAAGCAUAUUAAGAGAAAAGUUAUUCCUAGAUUAGAGUCUUGUACUGUUUUCUACCACUYGUAGGCGUGAACGCAUUAGUUGUUGGCAAGAGGCAGCUGGCUUAUGUGUGCGAGUCACUCCAAGUGUGGUUAAGUAAACUGAAUGAAAAAGCAUGUUAAUCUGAAUUGGACAAUUGUUCUUCUAGUGGAUGGUAUAUUUAGAGAAGAGUGCAGGGAAGAAUACUCGAAAUCAACUUUUUCAACAAUGGUAUUGGUAGCAAUCGGCCUAGUCGAGCUAUCAUGUUGGCAAACUGUUGUUUUUACGCCCUUUUUUUAGUACAAACCUGGGAUAGUUUUUAGGGAAAGUCUAAUAAUUUCAGUGUUAAUUUGCCGUGCCCUUUCACAAUCAUGAUAAAUCUGCCCUAAAAGACAUUUUUACCGAUUCGGCGGCCAUCUUGAAUUCUAUUGUUUUGUCAGGGUGUCUUUUUUUACAAAACUUUACGCUUUUCAAUGAGAAGCACAUYCAAGAAGUAUUUGAAUUUGCUUUAUAAAUUUUGUACGUUAGCUCCCUGUACAUCCCAUAAUUCAAGAUGGCUGCCGUAUCAGUAGAAAGGUCUAUUCCUAAGAAUAUCGAUGAUAAAAUUGCAAAGGUCUUAUAGUAUAUAUGAAUUUAUAUCUUUAAAGUCAAUAGCAGAAUUAAAAUGCAAGUUAAAAGCUUG